UAUUUCAAUAAAAUCUAAAAUUCCUGGACACCUUUAAAAUAAUGAAUUAUAGAAAUGAAUCAAAUGCCCUUGUGCCAUACGGCAAUAGAAACAAUUACCCAAAUUACGGAUCUAACAACUACAACCCCGAAGUACCUCCCGGAGCAAGAGUGGUGGAUAGCAAUAUAAAUACUUAUACGCUAGCGAGGUUGCCGAUCAGGGUGAAGUGAAGGUAUUGCCAACAGAUUAGGUUUACUAAGUUAGGGACGACAUGUAAUUGGAGAGAGACUGGUGUCUUGAUUUGUAUGAUCUUGUUAUAAUCAUUUUCUGAUACUGCUUCAUUCCUUAUCAAUGAGCAAAAACUAGAGAUGUAUUCCACUGUUGUGGUAACUGAGGUGAGAAAAUAUUAUUGGUUAGAUAAUCGCAACUUCUAACCACUCAGAAGAGCUAUACUAAAUCUUCAUAUCUGCUAAAAACUGCAUUC
Moneuplotes crassus is the source of this 463-nucleotide messenger RNA. The record is from the annotation of a GenBank genome assembly. Lineage: Eukaryota; Ciliophora; Spirotrichea; Euplotida; Euplotidae.